AUGGCAGAGUGGACUGAUUUGGACAAGGGGGGAGUCUCACCUCGAGACUGUCAGGUGUUCGACAUGGCUGGAACAGUGGAGCGCGACCCCACGAGGGAUCCACAAUGCACACACGACGCACAAGCCCAACAGGACUCGGGCUGUGGAUCCACAGAAGGGUCAUCAAAGCUGGCGCUCGAAAGUGCGCACAAACUGAGUACUUCUUCCAUGGUUUUCAAAGCACAAGGGAAGUACCAAGAGGCCAAAGACGGUCAGCAAAGGGCUCUGGAUAUCCGAAUGAGAGUGCUGGGAGAUAAGCACCCACUGGUAGCAAAGAGCUUGGACCAGCUGGGGCGCAUUUAUCUUGUGCUUGGGAACUUUUCAGAUGCUGAGAAAGCGCACGCCAGGGCUUUGGAUAUCCAUAAAGCAUGCACAGGAGCAACAAGCCAAGAUGUGGCAACGUGUCUGGGCUGCUUAGGGAUGGUGACGCUGCAACAGGGGAGGCUGCGGAAGGCUGAAGAGCAUUGCAGCAUGGCACUGGGGAUGAGAAAAACGAUGUUGGGCCAGAUGCACACAGAUGUUGUGCAGAGUCUGAACGACUUGGGAUUGGUGCUGCUUGAGCAAGGAAAGCUGUCUGAUGCCCACCAAUGUUUCAGCCGGGCACUGGGAAUCGGGAAUGGUGAUCACCAUCAUGAUGCAAAUUCAGAGACUGCAAGAAGCUUGUGUGGAAUGGGUCGGGUAAUGCAGAAACAGGCAAAAUUAUCAGAAGCUGAAAAGCAUCAUCGCAGGGCACUAGACAUCAGGAAGGACGUGUUUGGUGACUGCCAUCCGGAUGUAGCAGAUAGCCUUCUAGGCUUAGCCCAAGUGAUGAUUGAAAAGGCUGAUUUUGCAAAGGCCAAAGAGCAUGCCUGCGCUGCCCUUGACAUGGCGCAGGACAUAUUUCAUCCUGGGCAUCCGGAUGUCGCAAGGGCCAUUUUUUGGUUGGGGAUGGUGGUUCAUAUGCAAGGCAAUUUUGCCCAGGCAAACGAGAAGUUUAAAAUGGUGCUUGACAUAAGAAAGAAAGUUUUAGGCAACGAGCAUCCAGACGUUGCUCAGAGCCUUGAUGCCUUAGGAACGGUCAUGUGGAAGCAGGGGGAUUUUCCCAAAUCUGAGGAGUACAACACGCAAGCGCUUGCCAUAAGAAAGCUGGCUUUGGGAGAUGGGCAUCCAGAUGUUGCUGAAAGCAUCAACAACCUGGGCAUCUUACUAUACGAGCAAGGCAAAUCUGCCGAGGCUGCAGAUUUCUUUGCCAGGGCCAUGGAGAUAAAGCGGCAAGCUCUUGGGGACCAGCAUCCGGAUUUUGCAACUUGCCUCAGCAACUUCGGGGCAGCAAUGUGCGAACAAGGCAGGGACACUGAGGGCGAGGAGUGCUACAACAGGGCCUUGGGCAUCAGGAAGCGAGUCUUGGGGCAUGGGCAUCCGGACGUUGCAUCAAGCUUGCACCACUUGGCGUGUUUGAUGAACAGGCAGCGCAAAUUUUCUGACGCUGAGGACUGCCACAAGGCCGCCCUGGCCAUCAGGGUGCGGGUGCUGGGCGACGAGCAUCCGGAUGUCGCCGAGAGCUUGAGCAGCAUGGGGGCGGCCAUGCAGGGGCAAGGGAAUUUCCACAAGGCGGAGGAACAUUUCACAAGGGCCUUGGACAUCACACAGCGGGCCCUAGGAGAUGGCCACCCAGACAUUGCAUCGAGGCUGGAGUGGCUGGGAGUGACGGCAUACAGGCAGGACAAGCAUCCUCAAGCUGAGGAGCAUCUCAAGACAGCCCUGGCUAUCAGGAAAAUUGCCUUUGGUGAAGGCCACCCCAGUAUUGCGCGAACGCUGGGGUGGCUAGGAUCAGCCCUGCACAUGCAGAGGAAGUACAAAGAGGCAGAGGGAUGCCAGAAGGAGGCCGUGGCCCUCAAAAGGCUGGCUCAGGGAGAUGUCGACGAGGACGUUUCAGUGAGUUUGUACUAUUUGGGAUUGGCAUUAUACGAACAGGAGAAACUCGAAGAUGCUGGUGAGGCGCUGGAGACGUGCCUAGAGAUCAGGAAGAGGUUGGUGGGCGAUGGCCAUCACGAUGUGCCCGUAAUUCUGGACAAAUUGGACGACGUCUGGGGCCACAGGCACAAUCUUUGCUAG
This is a messenger RNA of Ostreobium quekettii, 2133 nucleotides long. Lineage: Eukaryota; Viridiplantae; Chlorophyta; Ulvophyceae; Bryopsidales; Ostreobiaceae. The record is from the annotation of a GenBank genome assembly.